ACUACCACGCCUACUCAUUAUCUAUCCAUGUCCAGUUAUAUAACUGCAGUCAAGUCUUAGGUCUAGUCUAGUUCAUUGCGUACGUGACCGGAACCAUACAGACAUCACGGAAGCCUCUGUAUACACGUUGCAUUUCCAGUCACCAUGGUACCAGUUAGUAAGGAGUAUGGAUAUGUGGUUCUCACUGGCUGUUCCUCGUUCUUCCUCAUGUCAUACCUCUCACAUAAUGUGGUAAAAGCUCGCAUCAAGUACGACGUGCAGUACCCUAAACUAUACAGUGAUGAUCCUGAGACUGGCACAAUCUUCAACUGCAUCCAGAGGGCACAUCAGAACACAAAUGAGGCCCUGACUCCUUUCUUGUUCUUCCUGUCUGUUGGGGGCGUUCAGCAUCCACGUGUUGCCAGUGCUUUAGGAAUGGUCUGGAUUAUCAGCAGGGUGGUAUUUGCCAAAGGAUAUUAUACUGGAGACCCUGCUAAGAGGAGACGUGGGGCGUUCGGAGACAUCGCACUCACUGGACUCUUCCUGACUGCUGUGAAUUGUGGGAGACUUAUGCUGGGCUGGGUCUGGCAAUGAUUAACCAGCAUCCAGGAGAUAUGAAUGAACAUGCGGUGACCUGACCAAUCAAGCCAAAUGGCAAUUAUUUUGACUGACUAAGUCCUUAGCUACGUUUUUUUUUUUUUUUUUUUUACCUUUUUGGAUUAAGUCGAGGGAUGGACAGAAGUGGAGGCUGCUCCCAACUGGCAUUCCAAACAUGUUCCACUGAUUCAAUGUUUGAAGAAAUUAUAUGCUGUAUUACUUUUGUGAACCGUUUGUGGUAGUUCCACAACUACUUCCAUUUGUCAACAUCAUUACACAAUGUAGUCAUUGAAGCAAAGUCUAUAGACUUGACAAAAGUCUAGUUUUUGUUCAUUGUCAUAUAAUUUAUAGAUAUUUAGGGGUGUAUGGAUGAUUUAUCCAACUAAAUGUAAGUAAUACAAGAUUUUGUGGUUAAUAAAAUAAGUGAUUUUAGGGACUGAUCUUCCUGAGUAUCAACCUGAA
Messenger RNA from Clupea harengus (Atlantic herring), 1038 nucleotides. Its product is annotated as glutathione S-transferase 3, mitochondrial. Gene Ontology annotation, cellular component: nuclear envelope; membrane; endoplasmic reticulum. NCBI's taxonomy places the organism in Eukaryota, Metazoa, Chordata, Actinopteri, Clupeiformes, Clupeidae. The record is from RefSeq and is a predicted model, not a curated record. Gene Ontology annotation, molecular function: glutathione transferase activity; glutathione peroxidase activity.